Molecule: messenger RNA, 1754 nt
Organism: Penaeus monodon (black tiger shrimp)
Lineage: Eukaryota; Metazoa; Arthropoda; Malacostraca; Decapoda; Penaeidae
Product: inositol hexakisphosphate and diphosphoinositol-pentakisphosphate kinase 2-like
Biological process (GO): inositol phosphate biosynthetic process; inositol metabolic process
Cellular component (GO): cytosol
Molecular function (GO): 5-diphosphoinositol pentakisphosphate 1-kinase activity; inositol hexakisphosphate kinase activity; diphosphoinositol pentakisphosphate kinase activity
Source: RefSeq, a predicted model, not a curated record
AUGGACCUCGGUUGGCCUCGGGCUCUUUGGAAAUUCGAACACUUGCUGAUCUGUCCUCGGAGGCAGGCGAAGCGAUGUCAACAUUUUGGUACGAAGUUGAGUGUCGUCUGUCGUGAAAAUUUUUUGAAACUUCCUUGGCUAUUUUUCCAUAUUCUUUGGAGUUACAGUGCAUGGGAAUUACUACAAGAGAAUGUUCUAGGGGAGACGACGGGAGGAUGUAGGGAUGGUGAAGAAAGCGCAGAACUGGGGCUUAAGGCAACUAUACCACUAGCUGCCGCAGCCCUCCAAAUGGCUCGCAUCCCUGCCGUGUACAUCACUGAUUAUGACCAAGAUCCCCUUCAGGUGGAGCCUUAUUGGGAACCCUAUUAUACGCUGACGAAUGAUGUGGCUGGCGGAGACUCAUCCUCGGAGGGGUGCGGGCGCCUGGGUGUGGGCCUGGAGGAGGAGGGCGAGAUGGCGGCAGCGCCCUUCAAGCAGGUGGUGGUCGGGAUCUGUGCCAUGGAGAAGAAGUCCGGGUCCAAACCCAUGAAGGAGAUCCUGACGCGGCUGGAGGAGUUUGAGUACCUCAGGCCUGUUAUCUUCCCCGAGGAGGUCAUACUCAAGGAACCUGUAGAAAAAUGGCCGGUAUGUGACUGCCUCAUCAGCUUUCACUCAAAGGGCUUCCCACUAGAGAAGGCCCAGGCAUAUACAGAGCUGCGUAAGCCAUACAUCAUUAAUAAUCUUGAUAUGCAGUAUGACCUCCAGGACAGAAGAGCUGUGUAUAGCACAUUACAAAGAGAGGGGAUUGAGUUACCAAGAUUUGCCAUUCUUGAUAGAGAUUCCAAAGAUCCUUCUAAACGGGAACUGAUUGAAGGUGAGGAUCAUGUGGAGGUAAAUGGAGUGGUGUUCAACAAACCAUUUGUAGAGAAGCCUGUAUCUGCUGAAGAUCACAACAUCUACAUCUACUAUCCUACUUCAGCAGGAGGAGGAUCCCAGAGGCUGUUCAGAAAGAUUGGUUCUAGGAGCAGUGUCUAUUCUCCAGAAAGCAGAGUUAGAAAAACUGGGUCAUAUAUAUAUGAAGAUUUUAUGCCCACUGAUGGAACAGAUGUAAAGGUAUACACAGUAGGACCUGAUUACGCCCAUGCAGAGGCACGGAAAUCGCCUGCACUGGAUGGAAAAGUUGAAAGAGAUAGUGAAGGGAAGGAAGUUAGAUACCCUGUGAUAUUAUCCAAUGCAGAAAAAUUAAUAGCAAGAAAAGUGUGUAUUGCAUUUAAGCAGACAGUGUGUGGGUUUGAUUUAUUAAGAGCAAAUGGAAAGUCAUAUGUAUGUGAUGUAAAUGGGUUUAGCUUUGUCAAGAACUCCAGCAAAUACUACGAUGAUUGUGCAAAGAUUCUUGGCAACAUGAUAUUGCGUGAACUAGCACCAACAUUCCACAUCCCUUGGGCUAUUCCUUUCCAGCUAGAUGACCCUCCUAUUGUACCUACAACCUUUGGGAAAAUGAUGGAACUGCGAUGUGUGGUUGCUGUUAUCAGACACGGUGACAGAACACCCAAACAGAAGAUGAAGAUGGAAGUCAGGCAUCCCAAAUUCUUUGAGCUCUUUGCCAAGUAUGAUGGUUAUAAAGAUGGUCAUGUCAAGCUGAAGAAGCCCAAACAGCUGCAAGAGGUGCUGGACAUUGCGAGGGGUUUGCUGGCAGAGAUCGAGCAGAACCGAGCAGACCCAGAGACGGAAGAGAAGAAGGGGAAGCUGGAGCAGUUGAAGAGUGUCUUGGAAAU